Messenger RNA from Macaca mulatta (Rhesus monkey), 1606 nucleotides. RefSeq names its product F-box protein 48 (gene FBXO48). NCBI's taxonomy places the organism in Eukaryota, Metazoa, Chordata, Mammalia, Primates, Cercopithecidae. Gene Ontology annotation, cellular component: SCF ubiquitin ligase complex; cytoplasm. The record is from RefSeq and is a predicted model, not a curated record. Gene Ontology annotation, molecular function: protein binding. Gene Ontology annotation, biological process: SCF-dependent proteasomal ubiquitin-dependent protein catabolic process.
UCGGCGCCUGCGCGAGUUCCGAGUCAGCAGGGUGGGGCUUAGGUGGGCGGGAAGAGAAGAGCUAUGGGGAAAGAUUCGAAUUCCGGAGGAUUUAAAUCGCGGGAGGAGAAGCCAUCGCGGCCCAGUAGGUUACAUAUGAGGAAAAUUUACUAAAACAUUAAGCUAUGCAUAAAAACUCCAAGAGAAACAGUAAUUCAAGAGUUUCUCACACAGAAGUGAACUCUGUGGAUGCUGAGAAGGAAAAAAAUGAGAGUGAAAACAACUUUGUUGAACUGCUGCCUCAAGAACUCACUUUUAAAAUUUUCAGUCAGCUGGACAUUCGGAGUUUAUGCAGGGCUUCAUUGACAUGCAGGAGCUGGAAUUACACCAUAAGAAACAGUGACUCUUUAUGGAAACCUCACUGCAUGACUGUAAGAGCUGUGUGCCGAAGAGAAAUAGAUGAUGAUCUAGAAAGUGGUUAUUCCUGGAGGGUAAUACUGCUGAGGAAUUACCAGAAGAGUAAAGUGAAACACGAAUGGCUAAGUGGCAGAUACAGCAACAUUUGUUCUCCCAUUAGCCUACCAGAAAAAACCAUGUACCCAAUGGAUGCAGAUACAUGGGGGGAAAUUCUAGAAGCAGAACUGGAAAGAUAAGGAGGAAAAAAAAUCACAAAUAAAUCUCAGGUCUUUGAAAAUUUAAAACUCAAAUGAGUCUUAGGUUGCAAAAGCUAUAUCUUUAUCCAUUCAUUUUGUUGUUGUUGACCUUUUUAAAAGAAAGUGAAAUGGAAAUAUUAUAAAAGUAAAGCUUUAUUUUUGUUUUGCACUUUAGUAAAAUUUUUCUGCUUUUAUUGUAAUGUGGAAAAAUCAUGAAAUGUUAUUUUUAUAAGAAAUAAUAUACUGAUACAGUGAUUUCCAAAUAUAAUGUUUCAUGUAUUUGUGUUAAUAUAUUCGUAAUACUAAAUGAAAGAGUGAUUUGUAUGUUCAGCUUAAUGAUAAUUCAAAAUUUCAGGAAGCCACUUGAAACUGACUUAAAGAUUCAUUAAGUGGUGGAUAUAACUAGGCUCAUGGGAAGACUAGCUAAGUGAAAUUAAUAGCAAUACAUUUAAAUUAAUACAUUGGCAUUUUAAUGACUUUAACAUUUCUAUUUCAGUGGAAUCAGAUUGAAAUAUCAAAUAGUGAAACUAUGUUAAAUGUGUUAAGCCUGUGGUUUAGUUUUAAGUUAAUGUCAUCUUAGGGCUAAAGCUUGUCCAAUUGAGAUUCCCAUUACUUUUAUAUAAACCUGGAAUGGCUCUCAGGAGCUGAAAGUAUGUGGAAAGUUUCCAGAACACUUAACUACCAUCAGAAUGCCACACUAGCCUGGUAAAACUCUCUUUCUGACAGCCUUAUAGCACCAUCUAGUGUGCUAUUCUUAGAUACCAAGACAAAGUUUUCUCCAUAUUAAAAACUAUUAUUCUAAAGAAUCCUUAACACUUGUCUUUGUUAAAGUUUAUAACUUUUUAGGAACCUUUAUUUUAAUUUUUUAAAACUUUUGUUUCUGUUUUUUCAUAAAACAGAUGAUAUACUACUCACUAUAACAAAUUGUUUAUUCUGAAUCUGUGGUUACCACCAUAGUAAAAAGUGUCUACAAA